AUGGCCGAUAGCGGUAUUAGAGUUAAAGACACUCGUGUUAGCUUUCGAAUUUUAUCACGGAAGGGAAGGGGUCAGCGUCGUACCACAUCUGUGGCUAACCGAUUCUCUGGUUUUGUCAUCGUCACCGAGUGGAAGAUAACACCAGACCCGUCGACAGUGGAUUAUCUCUCCAGCUACUACAUAUUCAACGCACGUCAUGCGCAAGUCAAGUUCGCCAGCCCAUUUCACCAGAAGUGGGACCAGUCGUUGGAACUCCUGGCCCCUCCCGAGACCAUGCUAGGAAAGAUUAUUGCGCAAUUCAACAGUCGACUUCAAUGA
Molecule: messenger RNA, 318 nt
Organism: Sphaeroforma arctica JP610
Lineage: Eukaryota; Ichthyosporea; Ichthyophonida
Exons: 2
Coding region: 1-318 (105 amino acids)
Source: RefSeq, a predicted model, not a curated record